AAAUUACACGAGUUCUCUCACUUGACAAGCCAAAUCGUGGAUUUUUACAUUUGCCCAGCAGCUGUAGUGUUUCAAAAUAUCUGUCUACCCACAUACAACACUUCACGCCGCCUCUCUCUCUCUCUCUCUCUUCAUAGUUCACAGUAGUGGCAGUGGUGAGGCUGAGAGCAACCGAAGAGUGCGAGCAAUCUUAUAUAUUAUGGUGGUGUUUCUGUGUGUUUAGUUGGGGAGCUAAUGCUAGUGGAUACUUUUUGAGAUGGAUCUGACCCAUUUGGCAAGUGAGUUCUUGCCCACAACACUCAACCCAUCUUCAGCUUACCUUCAAUUUUCUCCUCUUAGACCUUUCCACAAGUCCCCAAGCCUAAAAUUCCAAACAAAGAAACUUUUUGCAGUUGUGUCAUUAUCCCAAUGCCCAAAACCAAUUAGUGAAUACACACUUUUUGGGCAGAAUCCACCAUGCUCUCCCUGCACGAGAGACCUCCGGUCUUAUGCCGGUCGUAGCAAGAAGUCUGGUGGAGGUUCCUCUUCUGGCCGAAUUGAGGGCAGUGCUGAUUUCCGAAGACGGAUUAAGCGCAAUGCCAGGGCAAGAAGCAAGAAAUAUGCUGAGUCUUUAUUCUACCGGCUGAAAAACCCAAGGGGAGGUGGGAAUUAUCCUAAUAACUUCACUGAGGAUGAGCUCCAACAAAUUGGUCUUGGUUAUGAUCGAAUGGUCCGGUUCAUGGAGAAGGAUGAUCCAAAUUUACGUCAUCCUUAUGAUUGGUAUAAGUAUGGUCAAUAUGGACCUUACUCUUGGCGUGGAGUUGUUGUUGGUGAGCCUGUUCGAGGUCGGUUCUCAGAUGAGUGUGUCUCAAUAAUCAGUGAAGUGAAGGACCAUGAGGAGUGGGAGAGGAUCGAACAAGGUGAAAUGGCCCAAGAUUUUGGGGAAAAAGUGAAGCAGCUGGAUCAAAGUAAAUUAAGGUAUUUUUGGGUAUUCAUAAGGCACCCAAGGUGGAGAAUUUCAGACCUUCCUUGGCAGCAAUGGACAUUAGUUAGCGAAGUAGUACUUGAAGCAGGUAAGCAGAGAUUAGAUAAGUGGAAUUUGAUGGGUAGACUUGGUAGCAAGGCUAGGUCAUUGAUAGGGCAAUGUGCAGCAUGGAUGAGACCUGAUAUUAUAUAUGUGAAGAAACCAGUGUUCCAGUGUAGAUUUGAACCACAGGAUAACUUUUUCAAGGCAAUAAUUCCAUUUCUUGAUCCUAGCACAGAACGGGAUUUUCUUUUUGAGUUACAAAAUGAUGAUGGUACUGUUGAGUUGUGUACUUAUUUUGGUGGUUUGUGCAAGAUUGUGAAGGUGAGUCAAAAAGCAUUUGUUGAUGAUGUGGUGAAUGCAUAUCAGAAAUUGAGUGAUGAGAAAAAGUCAAAAUGUUUGGAGUUUCUGUUGACCAAUCAUCCAGUGCUAUUGUUACAUCCAUAUACUAAAGAGUGGAAGGCUAAGUUAGAAGAGAUGGAGUUGGGUUGUGAUGCUCCUGAUGAAGAUGAUGAUGCUAUUGUUGGUGAUCCUGAUGAAACUGAGAUUCUAGAUUGGAUUGAGGAUGAAGGUGGUGAUGAUAAUGCUGACAUUACUGAUGAUGAAGAGGACAAAGAAGAGCAGAUUGAUGAUUAUGAUGAUGAUGAUGGCAUUGAAGACCAGGAUCUAGUUAUGGACAUGGAAGAAAGUGAAGAUGGUAAGUUUCAUGCCAUGGAGGAGGAUGAGGACUGGAAAGAAGAGCUUCAAAAGGCAACAAGUAGUCCAGAAGCAAUGGAAAAAUUGGCAAAAAGGAGUAUUGAAUUCACUACAGAGUUGUAUAAGAAGCAACUGAAAACGAAGCAAUCAGAGGAAGAAAAGGCACACUUGGCAGAUGGAGAUGAAACUGCCUUGAGAGGCAAGCGAGCAAAGGUUAGUCCAGAAGAAUGGAAGUAUAUUGGGGUUGGUCCAUGGAGAAAAAGGAUUAAGAAGAGCAUAAUUCCUCCAGAGCUAUUUUUGCGAGCUGCUGUUAGACCAUUCACUUACCGAAAUCUAGUUAAAGAGAUUGUAUUAACUAGGCAUGCAAUUUUGGAUGGUGAUAUUGGUGGAAAAGUUUAAGGCAUUCACCAUUUACAUGGUGACAAUAGUUGUGUACUUUGUGUGGGAGUAAUGUUGCAAUGUCUUCAAAUUGUUCAGCAAUGUUCAAUUCCCAUCAUGUUGUUACACCAAGUUGAGAAAAUAGAGUAGACUCAAAUAUUUGUGAGUUAUGCAUCAGGAUUCUUUUUAUGCUUCCCUAGUUGCUGAAAAAAAUAAUUAAGUAUACUUAUAACGUAUGCAACAUCAAUUUUGAAGAAACUAUUUCUAUUUAUUUUUACGUGUUUCUUCACGUAUUUAACACUCCCUCUUGCAAGAGUUGUGCAGUGUGCAACCUUUCUUCUGGACUACCUUUCAUGUUUCUCACGCACCAUGACAAGCAUUUUUAUUUCAUAAACAUGACCAUCAUGUAGUUCAUAUACUAAAAACUUUUCAAUUUAGUCUUCACAA
Molecule: messenger RNA, 2524 nt
Organism: Abrus precatorius (Indian licorice)
Lineage: Eukaryota; Viridiplantae; Streptophyta; Magnoliopsida; Fabales; Fabaceae
Exons: 2
Coding region: 257-2098 (613 amino acids)
Source: RefSeq, a predicted model, not a curated record